Corticium candelabrum is the source of this 510-nucleotide messenger RNA. RefSeq names its product circumsporozoite protein-like. Bases 1 to 510 code for a protein of 169 amino acids. The transcript is spliced from 4 exons. The record is from RefSeq and is a predicted model, not a curated record. Lineage: Eukaryota; Metazoa; Porifera; Homoscleromorpha; Homosclerophorida; Plakinidae.
AUGUUGGAUCGUUGUGGUCUGGUUGCAGGUUCUCGUAAGGAGUUAAGUGCUUGUCCUUGUGGUAUUGAUGGCUGUGAUGGUGCUGAUGGCCGUGAUAAUGCUGAUGGCCGUGAUAAUGCUGAUGGCCGUGAUGGUGCUGAUGGCCGUGAUAAUGCUGAUGGCCGUGAUAAUGCUGAUGGCCGUGAUGGUGCUGAUGGCCGUGAUGAUGCUGAUCGUGCCGAUGGUGGUCGUGUUGAUGCUGAUCGUGCCGAUGGUCGUGAUGAUGUUGAUGGUCGUGAUGAUGCUGAUGGUUGUGACGGUCGUGCCUUAGAACUUGCUGUACGUGUUGCUGUUGCAGGUCUCGAUGGUGGUGCUGCAAGUCUCUUUGCCAGCUGUUGUUGCUGUGCUGGUCACGAUGCAGAGGCUGGUGGAAAGGCUGGUGCAGGUGCUGCAGGUCUCUUUGCCAGUUGUUGUUGCUCUGCUGGUCCCGGUGCAGACUCCGCUCGCGAUGUGCAGCGUCAUAAUUUGUAA